This is a messenger RNA of Neogale vison (American mink), 1213 nucleotides long. RefSeq names its product cell surface glycoprotein CD200 receptor 1-like. Gene Ontology annotation, molecular function: signaling receptor activity. Gene Ontology annotation, biological process: regulation of neuroinflammatory response. The transcript is spliced from 5 exons. The record is from RefSeq and is a predicted model, not a curated record. Gene Ontology annotation, cellular component: external side of plasma membrane. The coding region runs from base 1 to 816 and encodes 271 amino acids. NCBI's taxonomy places the organism in Eukaryota, Metazoa, Chordata, Mammalia, Carnivora, Mustelidae.
AUGCAUACUCUGGGGAGGAUUUCAACUUUGAGAGUAGUGAUCUCUAUCAAUAUCAUCAUAUUUGCUUCAACACAUAGUUCAUCUGUGAAAGGAAAGGAGAGAAGGCUCACACUUCCUGCAGAAGCUAAAUCUUCUCUGUUCGUACUUGUGGAUACAAAGGCUGUGCUCCUUUGUCCUCCUGACAACUCCACAGCUUUUCUGGUAAUAUGGACAAUAAGCCCCAGAGACCAGCCUCCCUGCACUAGAGCCCACAGGAGAGACAACAAUGAGACCAGUGAAAGAAACUGUACUGAUGAGAGAAUAUCCUGGGAGUCCAGACCUGAUCAGAAUCCUGCCUUUCAGAUUGACCCCGUGGCCAUCACUCAUGAUGGAUGUUACAGGUGUGAAGUGGCUGCAGCUGAUGGGCUUUUUGGUCAUACAUAUUACCUCCGAGUGUUAGUGCCCCCCAAGGUGACCCUGUUUCGAGGCAGCGAUGGAACCAUCGUGUGCAGGGCAGCUGCAGGGAAGCCAUCUGCACAGAUCUUCUGGACCCCAGAGGGAGAUUGUCACACUGAGGAAGAGCCGCUGGGCAAUGGUACAGUGACCGUGGAAAGUAAAUGCCGCUGGGAGGGCCGCCAGGUGUCUAAUGUGUCCUGCUCUGUCUCCCAUGUGACUGGCAACAAGAACUUGAACUUCACCUUGAAUCAAGGUGUCAUAACUCUGGAAUUUCCAGCAUCAGACUUACUGAUCAUUCUCUAUGUGAAAUUCUCUCUGUUCUUGGUUAUCCUGGUCACCGUGGGAUUCAUCUACUUCAAGAAAGCAAAUGAUUGCAGGUAAAAGAGGAAGUCUAAAAAAAUAAAGAUUUAUCAGAAAGAAAUCAUCAUUGUAAGGCUUUAAGUUUACAAUGUCCUAGGAACAGCAUGAUGGUUUUUUUUUUUUGUUUGUUUUGUUUUGUUUUUGUUUUGUUUUGUUUUUCACAUAGUUUGUUCCCCUAGCCCUUUCUUUGGUAUAUAAUCUUUGUUAACACAUGGAAGCCCAGGAAGAGAUGCCUGCAGCACUGGGGCAAAAGCUUCUAUUUCAUUACAGUGCUUUCCUGAGAGAUAGCCUGUCCUGGGGCACCCUUCCAGAAUUCUGUGGGGGAAAUGAAGUUCAACAGGUGCUUCUUAGGUGUUCACUCCCUAGUUUAUCUGUCUCUAAAAGCUUGUAUUUAUUGUGCUAAUUAUAUAUUUUAUGU